This is a messenger RNA of Impatiens glandulifera, 1105 nucleotides long. Its product is annotated as dof zinc finger protein DOF3.1-like. The record is from RefSeq and is a predicted model, not a curated record. Lineage: Eukaryota; Viridiplantae; Streptophyta; Magnoliopsida; Ericales; Balsaminaceae. Gene Ontology annotation, biological process: regulation of DNA-templated transcription. Gene Ontology annotation, molecular function: DNA binding; DNA-binding transcription factor activity. The coding region runs from base 385 to 963 and encodes 192 amino acids. The transcript has a single exon.
UUGUGCCAGAGAGAGAGAAAGAGAGAAAAAAAAAACUUCGACAAGACAAAGGCACAACCGCAGAAACCAAAACAACACUGAUCAGUUCUUUUAGUGCAUAUCUUGUUUUCUCUCUCAUCUUCUUGAAUCUUUUUCUGCUCAAACACUCACUUGAACAAUCCAUUUGUCUGAUCAACCCUUUCUGCCUUUGAUUUUCUGUCUUUUCCCUUUACGGAUGAUGAUGAUGCAGAGCUUUCAAAUAUCUUGAUUUCUUCACCAACUUAAUUGUCCCCUUAUUUAUUACUACUCUCUUCCCCCACCCCUUUCUUCUGCUUUGCUUGCUUGCUUGCUAGCCACUCCGAUUCAUCAAAAAAAUCUCAAAAAGCUAAAGCCUUUGAUCCUAAUAUGCAAGACCCUUCUUCAUCUUUCCCUCAAAUCAGACCACCACCAUUUCCAGAGCACCAACACUUGAAAUGCCCUCGUUGCGAUUCAAUGAACACCAAGUUCUGUUAUUACAACAAUUACAAUCUCUCUCAACCACGACAUUUCUGCAAGAGUUGCCGUCGUUAUUGGACCAAAGGAGGCAUUCUUCGUAACAUUCCCGUCGGCGGCGGAACACGUAAGAACAACAACAACAACAACGCCGCCAAACAACGUCUUUCCAACAAGAAAAACUCAUCAUCAUCGUCUUCUAACGUUCUUCCUCCUUCCCCGCCGCCAGUCGUGGCCGUGCGGGAAUCUUUCCCCACGUUUUUCGGCAACGAAAUGCAAACGUUGGAUACUUGCGGGAGUUUCAGCCCCUUGUUGACGUCCGAUUAUCAAUUCGGCAAUUUGCUCUGUUCGAACGGAGUGGCGGCGGCGGCAGAUGAGAUGAGAGAUUUAGAGGCGGAGUUGAAUUUACAAGGCGGCGGUGGUGGUGGAGAUUUUAGUGGUACUAAUUGGCCCGACCUUUCAAUUUACACUCCAGGUUCUACUUAUCUGUAACAUUAAAUUAAUUAAUUAAUUAAUUAAUUGAUGUUGUUUUCAUGUUUACGAAGAAUCUCAAUUAUACAUAAUACCACUAUUUAUAUGUAUCUAUUGAAAUUAGUUCGUGUGAUUUGUAACAUGAUUGGCUUUUUUUUUCUUA